Molecule: messenger RNA, 2550 nt
Organism: Limanda limanda (common dab)
Lineage: Eukaryota; Metazoa; Chordata; Actinopteri; Pleuronectiformes; Pleuronectidae
Gene: map1lc3b
Product: microtubule-associated protein 1 light chain 3 beta
Exons: 4
Coding region: 242-622 (126 amino acids)
Biological process (GO): autophagy of mitochondrion; cellular response to nitrogen starvation; macroautophagy
Cellular component (GO): autophagosome membrane; cytosol; autophagosome
Molecular function (GO): ubiquitin protein ligase binding
Source: RefSeq, a predicted model, not a curated record
GGGGAUAAAAACACAGACGGAAGAAGAAGAAGAAGAAGAAGCGUCGCCACUGAUCCUGCUGCAGUUUGUCUGUGGAUCCACAGACCGUCAGUCCGUCAGUCCGUCUGCAGACACCCGGCUCCUGCACCCCCCCUCUCUGGCUGUUGUAUAGAUAUAUAAAUAUAGAUAUAUAAAUAUAGUUCUAUAUCUCUUUUGACCGUGUGAACAGAGAGGAGCCGCCUGCUCGGGCUUUGACGCAGCGAUGCCUUCAGAGAAAACCUUCAAACAAAGAAGGACGUACGAACAGAGAGUAGAAGAUGUGCGACUGAUCCGGGAGCAGCACCCCAACAAGAUCCCUGUGAUCAUCGAGAGGUACAAGGGAGAGAAGCAGCUUCCCAUCCUGGACAAGACCAAGUUCCUGGUGCCGGACCACGUCAACAUGAGCGAACUCAUCAAGAUCAUCAGGAGGCGCCUCCAGCUGAACUCGAACCAGGCGUUCUUCCUGCUGGUGAACGGCCACAGCAUGGUGUCCGUGUCGGCCGCCAUCGCCGAGGUGUACGAGCGGGAGCGGGACCAAGAUGGCUUCCUGUACAUGGUGUACGCCUCCCAGGAGACCUUCGGCUCCGGCGCCACCUCCCAGUGAACCGCCUCCCUCCUUCUUCCACCUGGCCGGCGAUUGGACAAUUGUAGUUUUUAGCCCCGCCCCCCCCCGUGUCUCUUACUUACACGUUCAUAGUCUCGAGUGUAAGAUUUAAAACACAGACGACUGAAUCUAACCACAGCGUCUGACCCGUUCUGGGCGUUAACCUCGGCAGCGUUUUGAGCCACGAGGGUCGAAACAGAGCAGGAGAGUUAAAGGAGACAUGUGACGCCGGUUCAGUUCCAAACAAAAGGUUUAUUCGUGAAUGUUAAAGUCCUGCAGAGUUAGAAAUCCUGAAGUCUGUGGUAAAGGAAGCUUCUCUCACACUGAAGCUCCUCAAACAUCUCGUCAGUCGUCCAGAUGAUGCACCCUGGGGAAUCGUGAUGUCACUGUAAUGGCCGACCUUUGCUUAAUACACGGCCAACGACUAGUCGGUCACUCCCCUCGGACUACGAGACAGCAAAGUCCUGUCGUGUGAACCCGGCUUUAAAGAGACAGGAGCUAGAACCAGGUGUUUGAGACAGAGGCUGAAGAGAGGAGCUGCAGCGAUGCUCAGUUUUAAGGAAAGUGAAACAUCGGAGCUUUUAAACCUUUUCAAAUCAAACUUAAGAACUUGAACACGAGCAGAAUCUGUUUCCUUUAAGUCGAGCAGCCCUCAAGUCCGACCUGGACUCGGCCGAUCGAGUCUUUCACCGUCUCUCUGCUUCUGUGUCGUCUCCUCUGGUGACUCGUAGUUAUCUUCAGUGUUAUGGUUAUGUGUGUGUGUGUGUGUGCACAUAUUUAUGUUAAUGCGCACACAGGGGGGGGCGUAGGUUUGAUUUUUUUAAAGUAGGGAUAUUAAAUGAAAUACAGAGGCCCCACCACUUGUCUACACACGCGUUAGCCAAUGAACAAAGCUGCAGGUGUUGGGAGUCGGGCGCCAGAGGAAGCUUUCUGGAUUCACGCUGUUUUUAACCAAGCUUUUUAUCGCGGUGUUUGGGAUUCGUAGUCUUGAUUAGAGAGAGCUUUUUAUUUUGCCAGGGAGAACCGCUCGUUCGUCGAAGCUUCCCCGACGUGUGUCUCGUCACAUUCCCUCCAUGGUUCCGUGUUUUUACCCCCCCCCGGCCUUGUAGCCCGAAGAAGCGAGUUCUCAACGGUAACAAGAAGGUUUGUUCGGAAGCUGCUUUACUCUUGAAACGGAUGAUUGUCGAUUGCAAAUUAUAAAAAAGGAUUUCCUUGGUGUACAGAUGAUCAUAUCUCUGGAUAUUAAACGGGUUCCGCUGCGAGUGUAACCAAGUUGAGUUUGGACCGACUACAAGGAGCAUGUUCUGAUUGCAUGUGUGAACAGAGGAUGAUGGUGUUUCUGUAAAUGCUGAUGAGGGGAGAAGGUUCACGUCACCUUAUUGUUUCUUCACGUAAUGGAAGAUGUGAUCUAUGAAAGGAGGAAGGUCCUGGAACCCGGGCAGGUUGACGAGCGUCCACUGUCUCUUUCUGUCCCUUUGACCCACAGGGGGGGGGGGGCAUGGUCGCUCUGGUCCUUCCACCUGCCCGCUUGGUUUCUAAGGGCUGCACCUUAAAAGCAAACAUUUUAAAUCUAUAGUCUAUAGUUUAUUUCCUUCAGUGGGUUUCUGUGCUGUUGUGCUUUUCCUCCUCCGCCAUCUUUUUUUUUUUUUUAAAGAAAUCUAAGAUUUAGCUGCUUUUAUAUCGCAGUAUUUUAUCGUUUUUCUUUCUUUUUUUUUAUUUAAUGUGAUUUUCAUGUCUUCGCUGUCUCCAGUUUGGUGGAGGUGACUUUUUCUUCCUGAUAAGUGAAGGUCGCCGCGUGUUUGUAACAGAGGGGCGGAGCCUGCGCCUCCGUUUCACACACGUCCACAAACAGCAAUAUCACACAGCCUACUAUUGUGUAUUUAUGUUGGUAUUUUGUAAACAAUAAAAGACAGGAAAAAAUGAAAAUU